GGUAGGGAUCUUUGGGGGUGGAUUUUUGCCUUUAUCUGAUUGCGACGUUGGAGCCCAGCUAGGUACUGCUGUUUCGGCUGUCGCGUGACGAACCUAAGGCUGAUUCACAGUGCAGUGCUUCUCAGUCGAGGCACGAUUUCAGAGGGAAAGCAUGCCAAGAUACACAGUGCAUAUCCGAGGAGAAUGGCUAGCAGUACCUUGCCAAAACUGUAGUAAUACAAUCGGAUGGCUGGGAAAGGAAGCUGUGAGACGGUAUAUGAAAAACAAACCUGAUAAUGGUGGAUUUACCUCGGUGGAAGAAGUAAAAUUUUAUGUUCGAAGGUGCAAGGGGCUUGGCUUGCUGGACCUUGAUGACACAGUGGAGGACGCCCUGGAGGACAAUGAGUUUGUUGAAGUUGUUAUAGAAGGAGAUAUAAUGUCUCCAGAUUUCAUACCAUCUCAACCAGAAGGAGUUCAUCUAUAUAGCAAAUAUCGAGAACCAGAACAGUAUAUUUCUUUAGAUGGGAACAGUUUAACAACGGAGGACUUGGUGAAUUUAGGGAAGGGGCUCUACAAGAUAAAGCUCACACCUGAAGCUGAAGUUAAAGUCAAGCAAUCAAGAGAAGUGAUUGAAAGGAUUGUAAAAGAGCAGACGGUUGUUUAUGGAAUUACCACGGGGUUUGGAAAGUUUGCCCGAACAGUCAUUCCAAAUAGUAAACUUAGGGAGCUCCAAGUGAAUUUGGUUCGUUCACAUUCUGCAGGUGUCGGGAAACCUUUGAGCCCAGAGAGAUCUCGCAUGCUGUUGGCACUGAGGAUCAACGUCCUAGCAAAAGGAUACAGUGGAAUAUCCUUAGAAACUCUCCAGCAAGUUAUUGAAGCAUUUAAUGCAUCCUGCCUUCCUUACAUUCCUGAGAAGGGGACAGUUGGAGCCAGCGGAGACUUGGCCCCCCUCUCUCAUCUUGCGCUGGGAUUGAUUGGAGAGGGAAAGAUGUGGUCACCAAAGAGUGGCUGGGCUGAUGCUAAAUACGUCCUGGAAGCCCAUGGUCUGAAACCAAUUAAGUUGAAACCAAAAGAGGGUCUUGCUCUAAUUAAUGGGACACAAAUGAUCACUUCGCUGGGAUGUGAAGCAGUUGAAAGAGCCAGUGCUAUUGCUAGGCAAGCAGACAUAGUUGCUGCCCUUACACUUGAAGUCUUGAAGGGUACGACUAGGGCCUUUGAUACAGAUAUCCAUGCAGUGCGUCCACAUCGUGGGCAGACUGAAGUGGCAUUUCGAUUCAGGUCCCUUUUAGAUUCUGACCAUCAUCCAUCAGAAAUAGCAGAGAGCCAUAGAUUUUGUGAUCGAGUUCAGGAUGCAUACACAAUGCGCUGCUGCCCUCAGGUUCAUGGAGUGGUAAAUGAUACAAUCACUUUCGUGAAGGACAUCAUGUUGACUGAAAUCAAUAGUGCUACAGACAACCCUAUGGUGUUUGCUCAAAGGGCAGAGAUCAUUUCUGGAGGAAAUUUUCAUGGUGAAUAUCCAGCAAAGGCUCUGGAUUAUUUGGCAAUUGGUGUGCAUGAGCUUGCUGCAAUUAGUGAAAGAAGAAUUGAGAGACUCUGCAACCCCUCACUCAGUGAGCUGCCUGCAUUUUUAGUAACUGAAGGAGGUCUGAACUCUGGCUUCAUGAUCGCCCACUGCACAGCAGCUGCCCUGGUUUCUGAGAAUAAAGCCUUGUGCCACCCCUCUUCUGUGGAUUCUCUCUCAACCAGUGCUGCUACAGAGGAUCACGUGUCCAUGGGAGGAUGGGCUGCAAGGAAAGCUUUGAGAGUUAUUGAACAUGUGGAACAAGUUCUGGCUAUUGAACUGCUUGCAGCCUGCCAGGGCAUUGAAUUCCUACGCCCUCUGAGAACGACGACCCCAUUGGAGAAAGUCUAUGACCUUGUGCGCUCUGUUGUGAGGCCUUGGAUGAAGGAUCGCUUCAUGGCCCCGGACAUUGAAGCAGUUCACAGGCUGCUGGUGGAGCAGAAGGUGUGGGAAGUGGCUGAACCUUACAUUGAAAAGUAUAGGAGGGAACACAUCCCUGAAUCGAGACCUGUUUCACCAACAGCCUUUACCCUGAGAUCACUGGCAGUGAAUAUGUGUGUUAACCAUGAUCACAGUCAUCAGAAUGAACUUUAGUAGUUGCUGACAUCUGGUAAAGAGUAGGUCCUUUCCAGCACCUUGUUUGGGGAGGGCUGUUGUUUUACCAGAAUUCAUCAUGGUUUCUUCUGGGGAUGCGAAGGAACCGAUUGUCUGGCUCAGAAGCACAUAUGGAUAGUAGAGAAAUGCCUCACCAGUUUCCCAAUGUGUGAAAGACAGUUUUGUCAUGAUUGUCCACACUAUCAUGACAUUGAAUUCAAUUGAAUUUACUGAGCUUCUGAACACAAAACAUUAAGACCCCUGUUUAAACCAGUGGAGGAACCAGUGGAUGUUUAUAUGGGUGCCUCCUGUAUUUUUGUCAGCUCUUCACUUGUAUUCUCUUUUUAUGUGUGGCAAUGAUACUGAACGGUCUAGAUUUGAUAUUCUCACCCUCUUUUUGUUUGGGGAAUACGGUACCCUAUGUUCUGACACAAUUAUUUUGACACUUAAUUCUUCU
Messenger RNA from Dromaius novaehollandiae (emu), 2591 nucleotides. It is a transcript of the gene HAL, whose product is annotated as histidine ammonia-lyase. Lineage: Eukaryota; Metazoa; Chordata; Aves; Casuariiformes; Dromaiidae. The coding region runs from base 152 to 2134 and encodes 660 amino acids. Gene Ontology annotation, cellular component: cytoplasm. Gene Ontology annotation, molecular function: histidine ammonia-lyase activity. The record is from RefSeq and is a predicted model, not a curated record. The transcript is spliced from 20 exons. Gene Ontology annotation, biological process: L-histidine catabolic process.